Messenger RNA from Frankliniella occidentalis (western flower thrips), 3497 nucleotides. RefSeq names its product juvenile hormone esterase-like. NCBI's taxonomy places the organism in Eukaryota, Metazoa, Arthropoda, Insecta, Thysanoptera, Thripidae. The coding region runs from base 278 to 2068 and encodes 596 amino acids. The record is from RefSeq and is a predicted model, not a curated record. The transcript is spliced from 12 exons.
AUGCCCAUCUCGCUGCUGCUCAUGAUGAUGGUGAAGCUGGUUCUGCUGGGACGCGAAGUAGUGCUCGGUCUCCGCCGCCAGGAGUAAGGAGCAGCGCGACGUAGAGCGGCGUGUCCUUGCAGGCCUCGUGCUCCCCGAUAACACCAUAGCGCGCCCGCCGUCGGCUGGUGUGAACGGGGGCGUGGCGGUGGCGGGGCGUGGCGGGGCGGGCCUGACGCGCGACGGCACGCGCUGCCGCAGUCUCCUCCUGGAGCCCACUCACACCAGCGCGUCCAGCAUGACGGUUCCCCUGGGCCGCCGGGUGGCAGCCGCAGCGCUGUCGGUGGUCAUCGCCCUCGCCUCGGCCUCUGCGGAGGCCUUGGCCGCCUCGGCCUCCGCCUCCGGCUCACCGUCCAGCCCCUCGGCGACGACCGCCGGCGGCGAGGUCCGCGGCCUCCGGGUGCCGGCCGAGCGGGGCGCACCCGCCUUCGACGCCUUCCUCGGCAUUCCUUACGCCAAGCCGCCCCUCGGCCCCCUGCGCUACAAGUUUCCUAAACCCGCCCAACCCUGGGACGGUGUCCGGGACGCGACCGCCGACCCGCCCGCCUGCGCGCAGAUCAACGACCGCAGCGCGACCAAGGAGGUCGUCGGCCAGGAGGACUGCCUGUACCUCAACGUGUACAGGCCAGAGGGGGCGGAGGCGCUGCCCGUGGUCGUGGUCGUGCCCGACGGCGGCCUUCUGCUCGCCUCCGGCCGCAUGGACCACUUCGGCCCCCACUUCCUCGUCGCCCAGCGGGUCGUCGUCGUCUCCGUCAACUACCGCACCGGACCCUUCGGCUUCCUCAGUCUUGACUCGGAUGAGAUCCCCGGCAACGCGGGGCUGAAGGACAUCGUGGCAGCGCUUCGAUGGGUCAAAACCAACAUCGCAGCAUUUGGCGUUGACCCCUCUAAGACAACCGUUCUGAGCUGGUCCUCUGGGGCCAGCCUGGUCCACAUCCUAUCCCUACUGCGUAAACCCCGAGAGCUGUUCUCGCGCGCCGUGCUCCUGUCGGGCCACGGCAUCUCCCCCCGGGCCUACACGGAGCGUCACCUCGAGCGAGCCGCCGUGGUGGCCGAGGCCCUCGGCGCCCCCAGCAACGGCAGUCACCAGGAAGUGCGCCGCGCCCUGAUGGAGGCCAGCGCCGAGGCCCUGCUGCGCGCGUGCGACGACCCGCGGGUGCGCCUGCUGGGGCUGCCGCUGCCGUCCCCGGAGCGCCGCAACACGAAGGGCGCGGAGCCCAAGCUGCUGCGCCAGGACCCGGAGAGCCUCCUGCGCCAGCCCGAGGCGCCGCCGCUGCCCGUGCUCAUGGGCCUGGCCGGGCGCGAGGGUUCCUUCCCGUACAAGAUAUGGGGCCUGGGCGAGCGGACCCCGGGGGCGCUGGACGAGCUGCUGCCCCGGCUCCUCCCGGCUGACGUGCUGCCGGGCGCGGACACGGCCGGGCAGCUGGGGCUGACGGGGACCCUCGGGCCGGGGCCGCUGCCCAAAGACGCCUCCCUGCGCCUCGCCCAGCUCGUCCGGGACGAGUACGCGGCCGGGGGCGCGAUAGGCAACAACACGGACACCUUCAUCGAGUUCCUGGGGGACGCGUUCCUGUACGCCAGUGCGUGGAGGGCCGUGGGCUUCAUGGCCAACGCCUCGACGGAGGCCGCGCCGCUGUACCUCUGCAGGAUGGCCGUCGACGACGCCUACAACUACGGGAAGAAGAAGUAUGGCGUGGUGACUGAAGGCGCGUCCCACGGAGAUGACAUCGGCUACCUCGGUAGAUCGGACCGGGACCCGGAGCUGAACCAGAACUUGAGCGGCGGCGGGGUGGCCUCCAAGACACUCAUCCUCAUGACCAAGAUCGUCGGCAACUUUGCAAAGGGCCUGGCGCCCAUCGAGGGCUGGCCCGCGGUGCCCUCCGUCGGGGAGGUGCAGUCCUGGCCGGUGCUGCAGGUGGGGCCCGGGUCGCGGCGCCACGUCGAGCACGCCGACGGCAAGCGCCAGCCCUUCUGGGCCUCCGUGUACCGCGACCUGCGCUCCGCGUCCUCCACCAUCUCGCGGAGCUGAAGGAAGCCCGACCGUGAAGGGAACUACCCCCCCCCCACCUAAAAGUGACUUCUUAGGUUUCAAGCAAAAGUGGUAAUUUCCCAGCACUUUCAGCACUUUUCCCUUCUUGAAAAUGACUAGUUUUGCUUGAAAACCAAAGCAGUCACUUUUAGCGUGCACACCCCCACCCGCCCCGAAGCCAAUACCUGAUUCCUCAUUGCCCCGCCGCAACUUCUGACGCGUAAUCAAGACAAGCCGCCUGUCUGCCCGGUCCGGCCCGGCCCAGCCCGGCACUCAAAAAAGUCUCGUAAGAAACUUUAGCUCCGGCUUUUCCAUUCUAUUUCAAAUUAUUCUCCUUGUGAUUACUUUUUCCCUGACUCGGGAGUGGGGACAGGGAAUGGUGAGGAAGAGGGGCGAUUUUUUUUUCGAGUCCACGAAAGGGAGACUUCGAAAUGCGGCGGUUGCUGCUGCUGCUGCUGCUGCUGAACACACAGACCAACUUCCGACGUUGGUCAGUCAGAGCCGUUCCACCCCGCGACCACCAGAACUGCGUUGGGGAGGGAGAAGGGGGUUGGGGAGUGGAGGUUGCACAAAAUUAAAUCUGGGAUGUUCCCGGAAGCGACGAGAUUGUUUCCCGGCUCCAGGUCGUUUGAGAUCUCUGUGUCAUAAUGCAAUAAAAAGACCGCAUAGUUGCCCCGGGCUGCAGCGAUGCGAUGCAGUCCAAAGCAUCUGUACUUUGUCGAGCGCUGGAUUGGACGACCACCACUCUGCAUCCUUGCCUUUCCAACUGAAACAGUGCAUCCGAUAUUUAUUUUAAACCUUUUGAACGACUUUCAUCGUACUAUCGUCUGGCAAGCAAAUGGAUAUUCCAAAAUUAUCAGCCAUAGAGCGACAAUUGCAAGCGUCGCUCUUUCAGAAGAAAUUGUUAAUGUAAAUCAAGCCCUUUUGUCUGGGCUGGGAUUACCACAAUAAAUACCAUGCUCGUUUUAAAAAUGGGAACAGGCGUACACGAGGGGGCAAUAACUCCGGGAAUCAUGUGUACACCUGUCUGGGAAUCAUCGGGUUAAAAAUUGAUCAAAAUCAAUAGAAAUCGCUUAGAAUAAGCGGGAAACUAGAGAAAUAAGUACAAAUCAGUCGAAAUAAGCGUUUUAUACCACCAAAACCCCCCGAAAAACCUAUGUAAUAAUUAUAAGCGGACGGGAAUCACCGGGAAUCAAGAAUUUCGGGAAUCAUGUGUGCACUUCAAAAGGGAGUUAUUGCCCCCUCGGGCGUACAGAAAACAUGUGUCCACACUAAAUGUAUUAAUUUGUAAAUUUUUGAGCAAAUGUUCGUUCGUGCUAAGUUAAACCAACGUUUUGUUUUGGACAAAUUUAUAUGUGUCUAAAUCAACGCAGGAAUGUGUGCAAAAACUUACAGCAUAAAUUCGUAGAAAUUAAAAAUACAAACCAGU